Molecule: messenger RNA, 711 nt
Organism: Neurospora crassa OR74A
Lineage: Eukaryota; Fungi; Ascomycota; Sordariomycetes; Sordariales; Sordariaceae
Exons: 2
Coding region: 13-711 (232 amino acids)
Source: RefSeq, a predicted model, not a curated record
GCAGCAUUCAACAUGGCCUCAGAAGCAAAACCUCCCAUCCUCGCUGUCCCGCUUGAGAUUCGGUUCGAAAUAUACCGCCACACGUGGACGAUCCCAUUCAGCGAUGCCCGAGAACUUUCUGAGGGGAUGUUCGGACGAUGGAGUAGCCAGUCUCUAAAUUCAGAGAUGUGCUACUUCAACCUCCAAGUCAGACAACUUCAUGCGCUGGUGUCUAUUUGUCGGCAGAUCCGCAACGAGGUCCUUUCGGAAUACUUUCACCAAACUCAAGUUAUCUUUUGCAACCGGCUCACUAUCAGCCCCGAGAUUCAACAUCCAGCAUAUUCCAUUGCGCAUCGCAUCCAGUCCUCUCUUCUAUUUGCGUCCUAUACUCAGCACGUCAGAAUUCGUUGGAUUACGAAUAAUACUAGCACCCUGGUCUGGCUGUUGCAGCUGAAGCGACUCAAGACUCUCGAGCUGAUUAUCGAUGGGCCGCCGCGCUGUGUACAGUCAAUUCUCGACCAGACUUUUGACUCCAGUCUCUUUUGGAGACUCACAACCUUGCGCAACCUGGAAAAGCUUGUUGUCUUGAUCGAUUGUGUCUUGCGGGCAACACUGUACGUCCAGAGGAUUAAAGAUAUCCCCUCGAAGUCGGUGGAGGUGGACCUCAUACAGCCAGAAGAACAACCGACCUACGUAUUUAAGCAGCUCAUCGGCUUCGAUGUCCACGUUUGA